AUGUCGGUCCGGUAUUUUUGCGAACGAAAAAAUGCCGACCCGGUAUUUUUUCAAUCAAUUUUAAAAAGAUACUCCGUAAGCACCCCAUAAAAAUUUUAAUUUUCAGCUCGAAAACCCUCAAAAAUUCGGGCACUUGGUCGAAUUAUUGAAUUGGAUGGUUGGCGAAAAAUAUCGAUUAGCGCCAACUUCAGCAAUUCUUGUUCGAGCUGUUCGACAAGCAAAAUACUAUAUUCAACACGAUGAAGUUGAGCUCAGCGGAAAAUUGGGAGCCGGAGCAUUUGGAGAAGUUUGGAAGGGGAAAUUGAAGAAAAAGGGGGAGGAGCCGAUUGAUGUGGCGGUGAAGAAAAUGAAGGGAAAUCCGAAGAAAUCAAUGUUGAGGGGAUUUGUGAAAGAGGCGAAACUUAUGAGAACUCUGUCGCAUCCGAAUAUGGUUCAUGUUAUUGGAGUUGCACCAAUGGACGAACCACUGAUGAUUGUUAUCGAAUUAGCCAAGAAUGGAUGUAUGCAGGUAUGACAAUCAAUAAAAACUCGGUCAGAAAACGGCGAGGUCGCUACACGUUUUGGGAAACUAAAAACGUGUAGCGACUCGAGCUGAUCAGCUCCGAUCGGUAGCGACCUCGACGUUUUCUGACCGAGAAUUUCAAGAAAUACACCAAUAAUUCAAUUUUCAGACUCAUCUUCGGAAAGAAAAAGUUAGCCCAAUCGAAAAAUUAUCAAGAUUUGCAGUUGACACCGCUCGUGGAAUGGCCUACUUAUCAUCAAUUAUGAUUAUCCAUCGUGAUUUAGCUGCUCGUAAUUUAUUACUUGGUGCAAAUAUGGAAGUGAAAAUCAGUGAUUUCGGUUUAUCAGAAAGUGGAAAAACUGAAGUGAAAGCUGCGAAAAUUAAAGUUCCGAUUAGAUGGUUGGCACCUGAAACAAUUGACACUGCAAUUUUUACAACUAAAACUGAUGUUUGGUCAUUUGCUGUUACAAUGUGGGAAAUAUUCACAAAUUGUAUUACUGAUCCAUUUCCUGGACUUACUAAUUCUCAAGCAAAAGAUAUAGGUAGUUCCACAUCUUGA
This is a messenger RNA of Caenorhabditis angaria, 1061 nucleotides long. The record is from the annotation of a GenBank genome assembly. Lineage: Eukaryota; Metazoa; Nematoda; Chromadorea; Rhabditida; Rhabditidae.